Molecule: messenger RNA, 2660 nt
Organism: Trifolium pratense (red clover)
Lineage: Eukaryota; Viridiplantae; Streptophyta; Magnoliopsida; Fabales; Fabaceae
Product: probable methyltransferase PMT5
Exons: 9
Coding region: 444-2303 (619 amino acids)
Cellular component (GO): cytoplasm
Molecular function (GO): methyltransferase activity
Source: RefSeq, a predicted model, not a curated record
GGAAAUUGAUGAAAAUUACGAAGAGAAGUAGUAAAGUUUAGUAACAAGAAUCCAAACAGUUUGGACCCAACCGCAAUUAGCGCUCUUCUUCACCAUUCACAAUUUGCUUUCUAAAUCAUCAAUCUCACUCUCUUCUUCAACCAAAAACCCUAAUUCUCCAUUUUCCUCUCCUAACUUCUUCGAUCGGAUUCGUUUUCCAUUUUCAAUUCACUCGCCGAUCUGAUUCAUCGAUUGUUUCCUCAUUCGUUCGAUCAGCGUUGCGCGGUUUUUCCUUUUUCAGAUCAGCCUAUUGUUUCAAUGCUUGCUGUACUUGUGGCUAAGAUUCAUGGUAUUUCGAUAGGUUAUGGUUGGAAAACCAGGGUUAAAGGUGUUUACGUUUACGAUUUAGUUUGAUUUUUUUUUAAAUCUCUUUCUCUGUACGUGACGGAUUUACGAUUUUGGACAUGAGAAGCUCUUUGUUGAAUAAAUUGUGGAUGAUUUUCGGCCCUAAACCAAAAUUAAACUGGUUAAUAUUGACUGUGAUUACUGUUCUGGCUCUGAUUACAUUGUUUGGUUCUUCAUCUUCCAAUGCAAUUGAUUCCUCGCCUCGGAGACCGGCUUCUCUCAUCUACACAAACUACAGGAGGAUAAAGGAGCGUGUAGCGGUUGAUUAUUUGGAGCUGAAAUCUGUUUCCAGUGGUGGUUCAAGGCAAAAGGAAUUAGGACUUUGUGGAAAAGAAAGGGAAAAUUACGUGCCAUGCCACAAUGUGACUGCAAAUUUGUUGUCUGGAUUUGAACAGGGUGAGGAGCUGGAUCGGCACUGCAAAUUGUUGACGGAAGAAGACCGGUGUUUGGUUCGUCCUCCAAAGGAAUACAAAAUUCCGUUGCGUUGGCCCAGUGGCAGAGAUAUUAUAUGGAGUGGGAAUGUGAAGAUAACCAAAGAUCAAUUUCUUUCAUCUGGAAGUAUGACCAAAAGGUUGAUGCUACUAGAAGAGAAUCAAAUUGCCUUUCACUCAGAGGAUGGUUUGAUCUUUGAUGGGGUGAAAGACUACUCUCGCCAAAUUGCAGAGAUGAUAGGGCUAGGAAGUGAUACUGAACUUCCUCAAGCUGGUGUUCGAACUAUACUGGACAUUAAUUGUGGAUUUGGUAGCUUUGGAGCUCAUUUGUUGUCACUUAAAAUAAUGGCGGUUUGUGUUGCGGCAUAUGAGGCAACUGGCAGCCAAGUUCAAUUGGCUCUUGAGAGAGGUCUCCCUGCUAUGAUUGGCAACUUCAUUGCAAGACAGCUUCCAUAUCCAUCAUUAUCAUAUGACAUGAUUCACUGUGCUCAAUGUGGCAUCAUUUGGGAUGAAAAGGAUGGAAUGUUCCUCAUAGAAGUUGACCGUGUUCUUAAACCUGGAGGAUAUUUUGUUUUAACAUCACCUACAAGCAAGCUACCAGGUUCAUCAAGGGAGAAAAAGAGAAUCACGUUGAACCCGAUGGAAGAGCUGACUCAGCAACUCUGUUGGACGCUCCUAGCUCAGCAAGAUGAGACUUUCAUCUGGCAGAAGACAGCUGACCUUGAUUGUUAUGCAUCUCGCAAGCAGCAUGCUAUUCAACUAUGUAAAGAAGCGGAUGAUACUCAAUCAUACUACAAGCCUCUUGUACCAUGUAUUAGUGGUACAUCUAGCAAGCGCUGGAUUGCCAUACAGAACAAAUCCUUUGAUUCUGAAUUUAGUUCAGCUGAGCUUGAAAUUCAUGGAGUUCAGCCUGACGAGUUUUAUGAAGACAUGCAUUUUUGGAGGUCAGCUGUCGAUAAUUACUGGUCCCUGCUUACACCGUUAAUUUUCUCUGACCAUCCAAAGAGACCCGGAGAUGAAGAUCCACUGCCUCCAUAUAACAUGAUCCGCAAUGUUAUGGACAUGAGUUCUAAUUAUGGGGGUUUGAAUGCUGCACUGCUGGAGGAGAAAAAAUCAGUGUGGGUCAUGAAUGUUGUUCCUGCCAGGGCUUCUAAUGCACUUCCUCUCAUACUAGAGAGAGGUUUUGCUGGUGUUAUGCAUGACUGGUGUGAACCUUUCCCCACCUACCCACGAACCUAUGAUCUCCUUCACGCAAAUGGACUUUUGUCACAGUUCAUUUCAGAACGGUGCAGCAUGAUAGACUUAUUCUUGGAGAUGGAUAGGAUACUACGGCCAGAGGGAUGGAUCAUUCUUUCUGAUACAGUGGGAACAAUUGAGAUGGCUCGCACGCUUGCAACUCAAGUACGUUGGGAAGCAAGGAUAAUUGAUCUUCAGAAUGGCAGUGACCAGCGUCUACUUGUUUGCCAGAAAUUAUUUUUGAAAAAAUGAUUGAGCACUAAUAUAUCUCACUAAUCACCAUGACAGAUGAACACAAUUUUUUUGCUCUGGGAAUGGAUUGUUUAAUUGCCACGUGUAUAUAUAGAGCUCAGAGCCUUGACUUCAAUCUUUACCACAACUUGGUCAAGAGAUUGAAGAAGCUGUAGAUUGUGAAGGUUCAUGUUGAAUUUAGCUACAGUUCUUUUUUAUCUUUUUGUCAAGGUUGUUUGUAGUAAUUCAUUCAUCCAAUAUCUUGUUAGCAUUUUUUAUUCUUCUUUAUUUCUUUAUUGAUCAUUGGAAUUAUAGCAUUUUGUUGAACAAUCACCAGUUUUUGAGAAAGAAUGUGAAUGGCCACGAAAUUUAAUGAAA